CGAGCCUCGUGCCAACCGGAAGACUUGCCCUGCUGAUGCGUAUACCAAGACGGCAGUUGAAGAUGAGACGAGACCCAAAUUACCACUACGACCAUAUCACCACGGAAGACACCUCGCUCUUCCCUCUGGAACAACAUGACAAGAUCUCUCUCCUUCCACAAAAAGCCACCCAAAAAGAAAGGCAAAAUAUACAUGCAACACCGGGCAUUCGCCGGUCGUCUCCGACCCGACUACUACUCCGGCCCUCACUGGUUUAUCGAUGGGAGAGCGGACGGGAUCCCGAGUUCUUCAGUGGGUGUGGUCGCAUGUACUAUGUCUUGAAGGUGAGGGUGUAGAUGUUGGAGCUGUCCCUGAGAGACGGCGGUGGUGCUGUCGUGUCAGGGGCAAAAAGAGGAUGUUGAGAUUGAGUCUCAGACGCAGCAACCACGCUGACGUUGAAUACCUAUC
Molecule: messenger RNA, 447 nt
Organism: Colletotrichum phormii
Lineage: Eukaryota; Fungi; Ascomycota; Sordariomycetes; Glomerellales; Glomerellaceae
Exons: 1
Coding region: 36-335 (99 amino acids)
Source: RefSeq, a predicted model, not a curated record